UAUUUCUUCCUCGAAACUCUACUCAGGACAGGCAAGGAACGGCCAGGAACGGCAUACACCGGCAAACCUUCACAAUUGGAGCCUUUCCUCGUCUGACUCUUUCUGAGGUGCAUUCUUUCUAGCAUCUUAGUUUGCCCGUCCAGUCUGUUAGCAGCGGUACGAUCUCUGGCGUGGUCACGGUUCCCUCCUGUACAUCAAGUGGGGUAAAGAAUGGCUUAUAGAUCCGACGAUGAUUAUGAUUAUUUGUUCAAAGUUGUUCUCAUCGGAGACUCCGGGGUAGGAAAAUCAAACCUGUUGUCUAGAUUCACGCGCAACGAGUUCAGUCUGGAAUCCAAAUCAACCAUUGGCGUGGAGUUUGCAACUCGUAGCAUCAAUGUGGACAGCAAACUCAUCAAAGCUCAGAUAUGGGACACUGCUGGUCAAGAGAGGUACCGGGCCAUCACUAGCGCGUAUUAUCGUGGUGCCGUAGGAGCUCUCUUGGUAUAUGAUAUAACUCGUCACGUCACUUUCGAGAACGUGGAAAGGUGGCUGAAGGAGUUGAAGGAUCACACUGAUUCUAAUAUAGUGGUUAUGCUCGUUGGGAACAAAUCAGAUCUGCGGCAUCUAAGAGCUGUUUCCACUGACGAUGGUCAGAACUUUUCUGAGAAAGAAAGCCUUUUUUUCAUGGAGACUUCUGCCCUCGAGUCCACAAAUGUUGAGAAUGCUUUCAAGCAGAUUCUUACUCAGAUUUACAGGGUGGUAAGCAAGAAGGCUCUGGACGUCGGUGAGGAUCCAUCUGCUGGACCUGGGAAAGGUCAAACAAUAACAGUUGGCAACAAAGACGAGGUGACAGCGACCAAGAAAGUAGGAUGUUGCUCAGCGUAAAUAUGUGUUUGAAACCUCGGCAUGGCUCGUAUUAGAAUACGCAACAAUCUGGUAGGGUGAUCGUGCUUUUUCAAUUUGAGGAGAUUGUAAACCUUGAGGAGUUGAUAGCCUCGUUGCACCAGUCAGGUUUUACAGAGGAAAUCAUGGAAAUCGUGAGCCAUAAUUUAAGGAGUUGGCUAUCAAAAGAGAAGUGUAUCACGUGGCAGCAAAUGUUUCAGUUAUUUCUGUCGAAGUAUCCUUAUCUUGAGGGCCGUACCUUCAGCUAUUGCAAGUAUGUUUUGAAGCGGAUUGUUUGCAGGUCUCGUAAUAACCAGAAAAUGGUUAUUUUCAUUGUUAAUUUGUCAGGACAGCUGUGCAUUGGUUCUGCGAUGUAGUUUACUUAUGACCAGCCCUGCAUUAUCUCAUAUAAGAAUAUUACGCUUGAGCCGAAAUGAGGAAGGAAGCAACGUUUUGAUGCUGUGGUGCCAUCACAAGCUAAGAAGUGCAAUGUAGUGGUAUAUGAUCUGACCCUCUUGAAGGUCGUCUGUAGCUGUAAGUAAUAGCGCUGGUUUUUGCAAAGGGGUUCUUUUUCCUCCUGGAGUAGUCAAUCUCCUACUUGUGGUUGUUUACAUUUAUUAUGUCAUAACGCACAGACCAAUGCCAUUGGAACUUUGGCGCUUUUGACAAUAUAUAGACCCGCAUUGACAGUGAAUGAGAGGA
Marchantia polymorpha subsp. ruderalis is the source of this 1563-nucleotide messenger RNA. The record is from the annotation of a GenBank genome assembly. Lineage: Eukaryota; Viridiplantae; Streptophyta; Marchantiopsida; Marchantiales; Marchantiaceae.